AUGGGUUCCAACGAUCUCAUCCGACUCUCCUGCAAGAAAGCUGCAGCUAGUGAUCCCAAUUUGCGCUACAAGUUCUGUGUUUCAAGCCUUGAGGCCAUCCCCCAAAGCCAUGGAGCAGACCUUGAGCAACUUGUAGCCAUUACACUUAACCUCACCAUAUCCAACGCGACCAGCAUCACUUCCACCAUUUCGAAGCUUUUGGUCGAGAAACAAUUCGACAAGUAUGCAAAGGAGUGCUUGGAAGACUGUUUAGAGCUGUAUUCGGAUGCCGAUCUUACCCUACAGGACGCUGUGGGUGCCUUGAAGGCCAAGGAUUAUGGUAAAGCUAACAUAGAAAUCAGUUCUGCCAUGGAUGCAUCUAGCACUUGUGAAGAUGGGUUCUUGGAGAAGAAAGGUGAAGUUUAUCCAUUGAAAAGGGAGAAUGAUCACUUCUGCCAAUUGAACAUCAUCUCUCUUGCUUUUAUCAACACAUUAGCUCAGGAUCAUAAAUAA
Molecule: messenger RNA, 492 nt
Organism: Fragaria vesca subsp. vesca
Lineage: Eukaryota; Viridiplantae; Streptophyta; Magnoliopsida; Rosales; Rosaceae
Product: putative invertase inhibitor-like
Exons: 1
Coding region: 1-492 (163 amino acids)
Molecular function (GO): enzyme inhibitor activity
Source: RefSeq, a predicted model, not a curated record